Messenger RNA from Caenorhabditis remanei, 480 nucleotides. RefSeq lists its product as uncharacterized. The transcript is spliced from 4 exons. The coding region runs from base 1 to 480 and encodes 159 amino acids. The record is from RefSeq and is a predicted model, not a curated record. NCBI's taxonomy places the organism in Eukaryota, Metazoa, Nematoda, Chromadorea, Rhabditida, Rhabditidae.
AUGACUUCAAACAACGAAAGUCGAUCCAACAAGUUGAAUGAAAAGCGUACAAGUGUUCAAAUGAAGACAAGUUUCUCACAAGAAGUCUACAAGACUCCGAUUAAACAGAUUCUCACUGCUCCUUCUCAAUCUCACUCACGGAUCACACCCGGUGGACAGCUAUUUCUUUGUGUGAUGGGACUUCUGAUAAGUGUAGCUAUCAGCAUCUGGCUUGCUGCCUUCAGCCGUGAAAGUGGAUGGCGUCGGGCAGUUUUUUCAUCAGCAGCAGCAGUCUGUGCCAUACUCUUCGUUUUGCUCACUAUAAUGACCUACAGAAGAGCAAAGAACCCACCAGAGCCAGAACCGCUCCCAGAUCUUUCCCAACGUCGAUCGACAAUCGGAGCUCGAGUCAGUAAGCGAUCAAUUGCGGCUGGAAUGAGCGCAGACGACUGUCCGACUCAGGUUCUAGUCACCGGAACACGUGGUUCAAUUCCAUCUUAA